UGAAAAAUAAAGAAAGAAUGAAACACUUUGAGAGAAGGAGACAAAAAGGAGAUUCAGUGUUUGUCUUUGACCUUGACAUAUUGGGACGUGGCCAGCAGGGGACUGAGCAGAAACAGUUUGUAACAUGGUGUGUAAUAUUCACCUGGCAGGGUCCCAUCUGCCCCGAGGGGGGCUGCUGGUCCUGUUUUCACUCAGCUGCAUGCUGUUCUCAUCUCUGGCAGAGAGCCCUCCACGUUUCAUCACAUUUCCUGUGAAUCAGACGGGCAUCUCGGGUGGAGUUGCUUCAUUUGUGUGCCAGGCCAGAGGAGAGCCAAAACCCACAAUCACCUGGUUCAAGAUAGGCAAGAAGAUCAGCAGCCAGCGAUUUGAGGUGAUUGAAUUUGAUGGAGGUUCGGGGUCGGUGCUGCGGAUCCAGCCGCUGCGCGUAUACAGAGAUGCAGCCAUUUACAAGUGCAGCGCCAAUAAUAGUGCAGGCGAGGUCAGCGUCAGUGCCAGACUUGAAGUGCUUGAAGAGAACAACAUCCCCCACGACUUUCCCUCCAUUGAUAUGGGCCCCCAGCUUAAAGUUGUUGAAAAAAACAGAACUGCCACAAUGCUGUGCGCUGCCAGUGGAAACCCAGACCCAGAGAUCUCUUGGUUCAAGGACAUGCUUCCUGUGAAUAUCAGCAGCAGCGACGGGCACCUCAAACAGCUUCGCUCAGGUAGACUUUAAAAUGAUCUGAUUUAAUAUCUCAAAGGUUUGAAUUUGCGUGGCAUACUGAGCAGCUUGGAGAUCUUUGUUCCCGUACCAUUUCUUUUAUUCACUUUCACCAUUAAAGGCAUGAAUGUUUUAUUCAACUUCA
Molecule: messenger RNA, 842 nt
Organism: Oreochromis aureus
Lineage: Eukaryota; Metazoa; Chordata; Actinopteri; Cichliformes; Cichlidae
Product: receptor-type tyrosine-protein phosphatase F-like
Exons: 5
Coding region: 125-712 (195 amino acids)
Biological process (GO): homophilic cell-cell adhesion
Cellular component (GO): plasma membrane
Source: RefSeq, a predicted model, not a curated record